This is a messenger RNA of Phalacrocorax carbo (great cormorant), 2971 nucleotides long. Lineage: Eukaryota; Metazoa; Chordata; Aves; Suliformes; Phalacrocoracidae. The record is from RefSeq and is a predicted model, not a curated record.
GGGUCACUAUUUGCAGGGAUGAAUGUCAUGGACUCCUGACAGAUGUUCUGCAGAAGACCUUUAUUGUCAGCUUUUCACUGCUUAUAUAUCUUUUUGACACAUUCCUCACGCGAUCACGCGCACAGUUUCUGUUAUUAGUCAGCUAGCUCUAAGCACGCGCCUUAUGCUACGUUCUAAUAGGCUGUUCUUUUUUCUCUAGCUCUAUCUCAUUUGGUUUUGCUUACUUAAGUCUUUCUUGGCAUUCCCACACUCCCAUCUCUGUUUUUUACUGCCGUGUCACUUCAGUUCAAGGACAUGUCAAACAGUGCUAAGUUACUUGCAAAUUCAUCCCCCACACCUAACUACCCUGUUUGUAAGGAAACACUCAGAUUUCUGGGGUGAAAAGGUUCUCUGUAGCAUUUCAUCACCCUUUCCUCCCCUGGAAACCUCUUUUUGGGCUGCUGGUUAAAGCAGCCUGGAAAAUACCCUCUCCCAGGUAUGGUGGGUUUUCCCCAUCAACACGUGAAUACAAAGUGCUAGAAUCCACUGUCACUUCUAACACUGCCAUGCCAUUAGUCCUCUGCUUGCUUCAAGGAUAUUUCAGGUGUUUUUCAAGUUGAUAGUGAACUUGCUAUGAAGAAACUGUAGGAAGUAGAAAUCCUUGUGCUUCACUGGGCAGAUGUUGACUUCUGGGCUCAGGGAAAUAUUUCCUGUAUAAACUUCCAAAUCCAAUGUGGAAUCGCUGUCAGUCACAUGGGUAACGUGGAGGCAAGGAGAGAGGUCUUUCCUUUUUAUAAAAAGUAACGAAGAGAAAACAGAUUCAAGUGUCCCUCCUUCCGCACCUGCCUCCCCCUUCUCCACUAAUGCUUGCUGAUCCCAAAAUAUGAGGUGCCCUGUGAAAAUGUCAGCAGCAACAAGUUAUUUCCUCAUCAGGUUGCUCUGUGGUAGUUAAUUCUAAACUUUGGUGUGUUUUGUGUCUGUCCCACCAUGCUCACUGGCUGGCAAGCUGUGAACCUCCAUGUUAUAUGAAGUUUUCCACAGCUCUCCAAAAGAUGGAGCUGCUACAACCUGGGGGCAGGUCUGAGUGAGCAGAGUUCCCGUGCGUUUUGUGAGCUCCACGUUGUUUUGAGGGCUCCUUUUAUUUUUUUUUUAAUUUUUACUUUUAUGUUGUGCUGAAGGUACCUUUUGGUUUGUCCUGGUCCUCUAGGCCAGACCAGUAGCAGAACAUGUGUCCCCAGUCAGGCUGUUAAGUUUGACUCUUUCCUUCAAAAGAGGAGUUCCCUAUCUGAUUUGGGUGAAUCAAGGUUGAUAAACUCCCAAGGAAACAGGGAGAGCUGCCUGUAGCCUGUAUUUUCAGGCUUUUAACUCCAGUCCUAAGGAAUCCUGGGUUGGGAAUAAUUCCGACAACCACCAGUUUGCAAGCCAUGGGGAGUUUAGGACUUUAGGCUUACUAAACCAGAAUGGGAGGUGAUGGGAAAAUUCCUGACAGGAAUAGGAAGUGUCACUCAUACUAUCCCAAAAGUGUAAGAUUUUUGCACAUUGUUACAGCCUCUUGUUUCCCGUUUAUAGGGAGGGAGGUAAUUUUCUAGCAGUUCUGUUUUGUAUAAUUAUACCUUGGCAUCUCGCUGUGAGAUCUGCAUGAAUUUCUGCUUAGCCUCACUAUGCCUUUCUCAAAAGGAAAUUUGUUGCAGCUUAGAGGGGGAGAGAUAAUGACUUUAAAUCAGAAGGUAACAGAGGAUCAGGAAACCUUUCCACUAGUCUCUGAAGAGCUGAACAUACAGGAGAGGUUUUUCCUCUAAUUGCCAUCAGUUCCAGGAGAGCCAUAGGGGCAAGAUGUCUUUUUUGCUUUUCUGGGGCAUAUAUUAAGCAAUAGUUGUUUGCUGUGUAUUAGUUUCUGAGCAGCUGAAACUGAGAGCUGCCUAAGUACAAGAGACUUCUGACCACUUUUCCUCCACAGCAGGUUAUUCCUAUGCCCUCUGCUAAUAUGUCCUCAUUUUCCCACGAGUGAGCAACUGUGUUUGGCUGCCAUCCCACAUUCCUAAAGCUGGCUCAGGUUCGGCUUUCUGUGGGUAAUUUAUGGAACGUGCAAGGAAACAGAGGAUGACUUAAUGGUAGGAGCAGUGGGAAUGCUCAUUGCUCCGGAGGUGCUAGAGCUGCCUGGCUUGGGCCUCCUGGCUGCAGGGCAUUAGGACCCAGAGGUUGCUGAGCGGAGGAUGCUGAAUCCCCUUUCCGCUGUCAUCCUCGCUGCCUCUGCAGCUUUAUUCCUCAUCUCCUUCAAUGGUGACUGACUACCUCCCGCCCAGGCUGGCAGCCAGAGCGAAGAGGCCUCGCUAGGACUGGUUCCCAGCGGCUCCAUGGCAUCUCCCAGGACUAUUACCAUCGUCGCUCUCUCGGUGGCCCUGGGGCUCUUUUUCGUCUUUAUGGGGACCAUCAAACUGACCCCUCGGCUCAGCAGAGAUGCCUACAAUGAGAUGAAACGAGCAUACAAAAGCUACGUGCGCGCCCUCCCCAUGCUAAAGAAGAUGGGAGUCAGCUCCAUCCUUCUCCGCAAGAGUAUUGGCGCCCUAGAAGUGGCGUGUGGCAUUGUCAUGACAGUGGUGCCUGGUCGCCCCAAAGAUGUGGCCAAUUUUCUCCUCCUCCUCCUUGUGCUGGCUGUGCUCUUUUUCCACCAGCUAGUUGGGGAUCCACUCAAGCGUUAUGCCCAUGCCCUGGUCUUUGGGAUCCUGCUUACCUGUCGUCUGCUGAUUGCCCGCCAGCCUGAGGAGCAGCUGCCAGAAAAGAGGAUCCUGUCAGUGAAUGGGGAUGAGCAGCCACUCAUCCAUGAAGCAGCCCCUGAGAAAGGCAAAAUGAAGGUAUCCUAGUUGAGUGUGUGAGAAAUACGGACCCUCGAGGCAGCUCUCUCCAAAAUCACCCAGAAAAUUUGUUUUUUUAUUUACCUAUUUAUAUUUUUUGUCUGUCUAAAUAAAGUUGCACUUGGGGUCUGAGAGACACA